AUGGCAUACCAGAACUUUCACCCGGCCGCCAUGAACACGGGCGAGAGCCUACUGGAAUAUCUUCAGGGAGCCUACAUCCAGGACACUCCGCUGGAACUCUCUGUGGUGACCAACUUGCUCAAGUCCGGCGUCGACCUGAGUGAGACGGACGACGGAAUGCCCGCGUUGCACUACGCCUGCCUGAACGAAUCCACCGAUCCCCAACAGCUUUUUCUGGUCAUCACCUCUUUGCUGAUGCAUGGUGCUGACCCCAAGGUGAAGGAUUCGGAUGACGACACGGCAUUAGAAGCGAUCCUUGGGAUGGAUGAUGUCGAGGAGGAGGCCUUACAGGCCCAUGUGGCGGCCGCUCGGGCCCUGAUCCACUCGCCGGACCAGCCCGUCGGCAAGGACGAAGUCGCCAGCUGCUUGGACGGCUGCUCCACCUCGGUGCUUUUCUUCGACCGGAUAAAAGGAAUUCUUUUGCGUCGAACCCAGGACCAUCCAAUGUGGAUGGCCUUUUACUAG
This is a messenger RNA of Durusdinium trenchii, 504 nucleotides long. Lineage: Eukaryota; Dinophyceae; Suessiales; Symbiodiniaceae. The record is from the annotation of a GenBank genome assembly.